Messenger RNA from Solanum pennellii, 2263 nucleotides. RefSeq names its product protein EFFECTOR OF TRANSCRIPTION 2-like. The coding region runs from base 74 to 1444 and encodes 456 amino acids. Gene Ontology annotation, biological process: regulation of DNA-templated transcription. The record is from RefSeq and is a predicted model, not a curated record. The transcript is spliced from 3 exons. Gene Ontology annotation, molecular function: DNA binding. NCBI's taxonomy places the organism in Eukaryota, Viridiplantae, Streptophyta, Magnoliopsida, Solanales, Solanaceae.
CAAUAUAAGGAAAAAAGUGGAAAUAGGAGAGGAAAAAAAGCGGAAAUACCAGUGAGUGCAGCUGAAGAGCUCAAUGGGAGCUGCUGACAAAUCCUUCACCCGUCGGCUCAGACGAGAAGACUGUAAACGCACAAAACAUGAUUCCUCCUUCUCCCACUGGAAGAUUCUGGUUGGGCCUAAUGAUUGGGAGGAUUAUUUAUUGGGAAAGGAAGGAACAGAGAGAUAUAGGACUCAGAACCUGCCAAACUGCACCUCCUGCUCUGGAGUUUAUGAACUGGGAAUAGCUGUGUCACGACGAAAAGCUGGGCGAGAGGCUACCAGACUUGACCCUGAUUAUAUUGUUCCUGUAUAUGUUGGAAAAUCGAAUAAUGUUAGAACUAGACUGCAGCAAUAUGGACGUGUAGGUGCUCAUUUAGAGAAUGACUAUUCCAAUAGCGAGCUGCACGCUGGUGAAAUAAUAUCUGGUCCAAAGAGAGCUGGAUUAUUUACAGAAACAUUUUCAAGAGGCUUCUCUAUUGUUUAUAGGUGGGCACCUAUGAAUGACAAUAAAGAUGCGGAGAGAACUGAAGCCCAGCUGCUCGACAAAUUUGAUUAUGCUUGGAAUAAAGGUACUAAUGGUGUACGUCGCCACAAUGAUGUCCUCCGCAAGCUUGAUGGCAUUUCAAGAAAAACUCAUCUUCCUGCUUUCAUCAGGAAGCUUCAAUUGUCCCUUGAGAAACAAAAGGGGGUCAGAAUCAAAGCGUGUGAGCCCCUUUUAUUGGAGAAUGGAUCUGGUUUUCAUGAUAGCUUCAAAAGCACCAACUUCCUUCCCCAAAUUUUGAAAUUUGGGCGAUCACAGCCUAGGAUAGUUUCAGUGAAUGUUGGUGUAAAUGGUGAUCCAAAUAUUAUUUGUGGUGUGGCUUUAGGUCAUGGAUCUGUUUGUAUAAGGCCUCCAAAAACAGGAAAUAAAAGAUGUGCUGAGCACAAGGGAAUGAAGGUAAACAGUGUAAAGUCAAAGUUGAUUGCAGAAGGAAAUGGGAGCACAAGGCCAUGUGUGAGUAUAGAUGAGGAAAAUGCUCCAAUUUGUGGUUUUAUCUUGGAUAGUGGUGCUCCUUGUGCAAGAAUACCAUUCCAGAGAAACAAAAGGUGUAUGGAGCACAAGGGACGGAGAAAUCGAGGCUCCACUUCUCAGCCAACGACGUACAAAAUUGGCCAGUGGACUCACAAUCCUAUACUAGAAAACAGGACUUCUUCUAGUAAUGAUUGUCAGCAUAUCUUAUCUAGCAAAGCGGGUAGACAAGACUCUCAAGAUUUCUCCAGUUCUCUUAUCCACCAGAACUACAAUGUCAUAUGUGGAGUUCAUUUAAAUGAUGGUAGUUUCUGCACCAGCCAACCUGCAGUAGGAAGAAAGCGGUGUGAAGGACAUAAGUGUAUGAGGGUUAAAGAGCCCAUUUCUAGCAAUUAGGAGUUGAAAUACCAAGUUUAUUUGCAGGUCAAGUUGCCAAAAUUAGCAGAGGAAUAUAGACAUUACAUCAUUCAACCGUUUCUCCAACUUGUGGAACUACAUUGCAUAAUGGUUCUUUUUGCAGAAGGUAACCUUCGGAAGGUAAUAAAAGAUGUUCGCAGCACAAAGGAAGGAAGAACUGAAUAAGCACUCCACAACCUGCAUAAUGUAGUUUCAUCAGUCGUGGCACCCUUACGCAGUGGUUCAUACUGUAAAAGGUCACUGCACCGAAGGAUCCAAUAUAGCGGUCAAUGAAACUGGAAUGAGGCCCAUAAAACUCCAGGGUAUGAAGCUCAGCAGAGGGUGGAUGCAUGCACCUAAUGGAAUAGAUGGGUUUCCACAGGCUGUCUUAGACACAACCAAUUUGAAGUUGGUGUUGGCAUCUUAAAAGCAUGAAGGAGUUGUUUCAGAUGUUUCAACUGACGUAAGAUAUUAGCAGGUCGCAUAAUAUGUGAGGACAGCAAGUCUUCAAAUUUGUCAUCCAUGUGUGCUUCAAAUAAAAAUUAUGGGAAAUCUUCUAGUUACUAGUAUGAGUAUAUUUACAAACGUAGUUUGCCGUGUGGCUUUGCUUUUCUGAAGACUAAUUGUCCCUACGAUUUGGUAGUGCUUAACAACUUGAGGUUUGCUGUUGUGAGAUGAAGAAGUCAGACUGAUUGAUGUCAGUGUCUGUAAUCUAAUAAAUCUAUACAGUUCAUAGCACUUCAUUCCUGUUCCUUCUCUUGUUUCCGUGAACUUGUUUCGAGACUUGAAUAAGGAAGGUUGAAUAUUUAUUAUUUUACA